GCCCCGAGCCCAGCCGAGCCGAGCCGAUCGUUCCCUGCCGUCGCGGCGUAGCGCAGCGCGGUACCGCAGCGCCCGGCGGGGCGGCGGCAGCGGCAGCCCGGGAGCCCGUCCGCGCCUGACGCAGGGGAAGACGAUGAAGCUGUAGAGAUGCUUCCCUACGUGAUCGCCACCCUGGGCUCAGCAGGGGCCACCUGCAAAACCUCCACAUGCAGCAACAGCACCAAGGACUACUGUUACAGUGCCCGCAUCCGCAGCACAGUGCUGCAGGGGCUGCCUUUCGGUGGGGUGCCCACUGUCCUAGCCCUUGAUUUCAUGUGCUUUCUUGCAUUGUUGUUUGUCUUCUCAAUUUUGCGUAAAGUUGCUUGGGACUAUGGACGCCUGGCCCUGGUGACUGAUGCUGACAGGCGCCGACGAUGGCAGACGGAGCGAGAGGAGCGGGAAUACGUAGCCUCCGCUCUGCACUCUGACAACCAUGACCGCUACGAGCGCCUCACCUCCGUCUCCAGCUCUGUGGACUUUGACCAGAGGGACAAUGGUUUCUGCUCCUGGUUAACAGCCAUCUUCAGAAUAAAGGAUGAUGAGAUCCGGGACAAAUGCGGAGGUGACGCAGUACACUACCUGUCCUUCCAGAGGCACAUCAUCGGGCUGCUGGUGGCUGUGGGUGUGCUCUCCGUGGGCAUCGUGUUGCCUGUCAACUUCUCAGGGGAUCUGCUAGAAAACAAUGCAUACAGCUUUGGGAGGACAACGAUCGCUAACCUGAAUUCUGGGAAUAACCUGCUGUGGCUGCACACAUCUUUUGCCUUCCUGUACCUGCUGCUGACAGUGUACAGCAUGCGCCGGCACACCUCCAAGAUGCGCUACAAAGAGGACGACUUGGUGAAGCGAACUCUCUUCAUCAAUGGGAUUUCAAAAUAUGCUGAGCCAGAAAAGAUCAAGAAGCAUUUUGAGGAGGCCUAUGCCAACUGCACUGUGCUGGAAGCACGUCCCUGUUAUGAUGUGGCUCGGCUGAUGUUUCUCGAUGCUGAGAGGAAGAAAGCUGAGCGCGGACGAAUCUACUUCACCAACCUGCAGAGCAAGGAGAACACCCCAUCCAUGAUCAACCCCAAGCCCUGUGGUCACCUGUGCUGCUGUGUCAUCAGGGGCUGUGAGGAGGUGGAAGCCAUUGAGUACUACACUAAACUGGAGGAGAAACUCAAAGAUGACUACAAGCGGGAGAAGGAGAAGGUGAAUGAGAAGCCUCUGGGGAUGGCCUUUGUCACGUUUCAUAAUGAGACUAUCACAGCCAUAAUCCUCAAAGACUUCAAUGCUUGCAAGUGCCAGGGCUGCGCAUGUCGUGGGGAGCCCAGGGCCUCCUCCUGCAGUGAAUCUCUGCACGUUUCCAACUGGACUGUCAGUUAUGCCCCUGACCCACAAAACAUUUACUGGGAACAUCUCUCCAUCCGGGGCUUCAUUUGGUGGAUCCGCUGCCUGGUGAUCAAUGUGGUCCUCUUCAUUCUCCUCUUUUUCCUCACCACCCCUGCGAUCAUCAUCACUACUAUGGACAAGUUCAAUGUCACCAAGCCUGUGGAGUACCUCAAUAACCCCAUCAUCACUCAGUUCUUUCCAACUCUGCUGCUGUGGUGCUUCUCAGCUCUGCUGCCCACCAUUGUGUAUUACUCUGCCUUUUUUGAAGCGCACUGGACCAGAUCUGGAGAGAACAGGACCACCAUGCACAAGUGUUACACGUUCCUCAUCUUCAUGGUCUUGCUGCUGCCCUCACUGGGCCUGAGCAGCUUGGAUGUGUUUUUCCGCUGGCUAUUUGACAAAAAAUUCCUUGCUGAAGCUGCAGUGCGAUUUGAGUGCGUGUUCCUGCCAGACAACGGGGCCUUCUUUGUCAACUACGUCAUCGCCUCUGCUUUCAUUGGGAAUGCCAUGGACCUGCUGCGCAUCCCUGGCUUGCUCAUGUACAUGAUUCGCCUUUGCCUGGCCCGCUCAGCCGCUGAACGGAGAAACGUCAAGCGACACCAGGCCUACGAGUUCCAGUUUGGGGCCGCUUACGCAUGGAUGAUGUGUGUAUUCACUGUGGUCAUGACCUACAGCAUCACCUGCCCCAUCAUUGUCCCCUUUGGGCUCAUGUAUAUGCUGCUCAAGCACCUGGUGGACCGCUACAAUCUGUACUACGCCUACCUGCCUGCCAAACUGGACAAGAAGAUCCAUUCCGGUGCUGUGAACCAAGUAGUGGCAGCCCCCAUCUUAUGCCUCUUCUGGCUUCUCUUCUUCUCCACUAUGCGUACAGGGUUCUUGGCCCCAACUUCUAUGUUCACUUUUGUGGUUCUUGUGAUCACCAUUGUGAUCUGCCUAUGUCACGUCUGCUUUGGGCACUUCAAAUACCUCAGUGCUCACAACUACAAGAUUGAGCACACAGAGGUGGAUGCCACAGAAAGCAGGCAGAACGGGAGACCUGCCACCAACCUACCAGCUCCCAAAUCCGCUGUGAGUCCCCAUCUCCAUGUCCAUGCCCUGAAGUAUAUCGCCCAAGUGCUGCAGGACUCCUCCCCAGAGGGCGAAGCAACUGAGUCGGAGGAGCAGGGAUCACAGGAUGAGGAGCUCAUCACUACUGAUGGCAUGAAUGACACGGAUUUCCAGUCGUGUGAGGACAGCCUGAUAGAGAAUGAGAUCCGCCAGUAGGGACUGCAGAGGGAGGGCAGGAGGGAGGGAAGGGAUGGAGUCCCAGGAGCAGGGCAGGCUGCGCCCACUGCAACUGGGAGAGAGAAAGCGAAGGGAGCGCAGAGCUGAGGGGGCCAGCCGCUACUCUCGCCCACCCCCAGGGCCACUACCUUCAGCGAGGGCAGGGGCCCUGCUGCCAGCUUUCCACUUCCCUGCCCCUACUGCUGUGCUGCCUGGCCCCUCUGCGGGCUUGCUCCUCACUCGCUACCUUCGUUAACGUGUACCCAGACUGUAAACCCCUAGAGGCUGAGGAGGAGGGAGACCGUGACCCUGCCAGCACCUCAGGAGUGGAGGGAGGCUGGGUGCUUUAUGAAGGGGUCUCAGGUCAAGGGGCUCCUCUAGUGUUUCCUCAACUGCUCCCUCUGUCCCCUGUCCUCCUGGCAAGGAAUGCAAACACUAAUUUAUUAGAUUUACAGGAAGAUGAUGAACAAAAAGCUUUAAUCAGUGUAUUGGAAGAUGGGGUGGCUUUGUGCCACGUGCCCAAGUAGUGCUGCCUUCCCUUCUCCCGUGUUCCUCACUCAGCCUCUUGUGGCAUCCCCUGGGUGUGAUGUCCUGGGCACUAGGGGGUGAGGAUGGUGUCCCUCUUCUUCCCCCUUGUGUGCUGGGCUGUGGAGACUGGUUGAACCCAGGAGAGCAGCACAAAGCAGCCCCUCACUGGGUGGGGGGUGCUGAAGGUGCUCUCACAGGCAGGAGGCGCAGGCAGCCUCUCCCCUAUAAGUGCAUCCCCCUCCUUCCCCACAUGCACAGGUGGGGGAUUGCAGCAUCAUUUUAAGUGGCAUUUUUUGCACAUUUUCCUUCUCUUUCAAACACAAAUCAACCUGACCUCUGUGUGGUACUGCAGUCCUCUCUGCUGCCCAGUGUCUAUGGAGCAAGGCUAGGCACAGGGGCACUGUACUGGGGAGCUGCUGGGUGCUAUGGAGAGGGGAGAAAGGGGUCUGGACCAUAGCGUCCUCAGCAACAUGCAGCGUUGGGCUGCUUCACCUGCCCAGGGGUCUUACUUCCUUGCCUCUGACUUUGUCCCCUCUCUAGUGAUAGCUGUGUCCUGGGCAGGGAGGGGUCAGGAAGGACUGGGAGAGGGGCCUGGACUGUCUGAAGUUGAGUGCAGGCAGGAGAGGCAGAUGAGCCCCUGGCACUCCUGCUUGGAGGUUCUUGUGAGGAGAUUUCUGGUUAGCAUCAGUGGCUCUUAAUUGCUUUCUCCCUCCCCUUGUGUAAAAUGUAAAGGAAAAAUAAUCUCCCUGCUACUGAGCUAUAUUUAUUUCCCUCAACCCCCUGCCACCAUCCUCUUUGGUGCUCAUUGCUGAUACUGCUCCCUUCACUCUGCCCGUUGUGGGUGUGCUCUGGUCUCUGGAGCUGGACCUCUGGGCUCCCUCAGACCAGGAGGAAGGGACAGUCAUUUACCUUUCCAAUCACCAACACAGGCCCUGGAGCUCAAAGCACUUUAUGGACCUGAACAACUGAAGCAUUCUGCUGUGGAGAAAGGUGAUCACGGGCACUGGCUUUUCUCCCUCUUGCUCUCCUUUAGAGGAGUGGAUUCCGCUCUUCAGGGCUGCUGUGUGAAGGAUGGAGCUGCCUUUCCUCUACAUCCCUCUAUAGGACCCCAAGCCCAGAGGAAAGUGGGGCAGAGGUGAAGAAUUGUGGGUCCUGGAGUGGUGGAGAUAGAGCACACAGAAAUGGGGAGAGGCACAAUACUUGUAACACAAGUCUCCUGCAGGAAAAGGCUCAACGGUAUUGGUUGGUGGUCUGUGUCCAUGCCCCUACCCUGGGAUGCAGGCUGGAGGCUGGCUGGGUGCUCCAGCCCUGCUGCUGGGAUGCUGCUCGCAGGGGGCUGGGUUGGGUUUGGCACUGUCUGUGUAGAGAUGUGUAUAAUACCCUGUAUAUAUUUGUGUACAAAAGGAGGAAAAAGAAAAAAAGGAAGAAAAAAA
This is a messenger RNA of Lagopus muta (rock ptarmigan), 4628 nucleotides long. It is a transcript of the gene TMEM63B, whose product is annotated as transmembrane protein 63B. Gene Ontology annotation, molecular function: calcium-activated cation channel activity. The coding region runs from base 148 to 2667 and encodes 839 amino acids. The record is from RefSeq and is a predicted model, not a curated record. Gene Ontology annotation, cellular component: plasma membrane. Lineage: Eukaryota; Metazoa; Chordata; Aves; Galliformes; Phasianidae. The transcript is spliced from 24 exons.